Molecule: messenger RNA, 1622 nt
Organism: Lingula anatina
Lineage: Eukaryota; Metazoa; Brachiopoda; Lingulata; Lingulida; Lingulidae
Product: palmitoyltransferase ZDHHC3-like
Molecular function (GO): palmitoyltransferase activity
Source: RefSeq, a predicted model, not a curated record
UAAAAAAUAUGGCAGCUCACUGUUGACCAAUGUCCGGCGGGAUUAUUCAGAGAAUUUACUGCCAACGCAGAGAACUUUAGAAAAUGGAACAGGUUGGUGGUGUAAUGAUCAAGUCAGCAGGGCGGUACCCAGGCCACCCAGACAAGUUACCCCAAGAGGACAACAUCAAACACAUUGACUGUGCACCAUUCUGGAGAAAGUUUGGGAUCAGGUGGCAGCAGUGUAACAGUGUAUGGCUGGUGAAGGAUAUCUGUGGGAUCAUCUGUGCAGUCUUCACCUACGGCUUGAUCACCUAUGCUGAGUUUGUGGUCAUGUGGAUCCUGAUCUUGCCCGACUUCUCCAAACAUACCACCUAUUAUGCUGUGAACUGCUGUAUAUUCCAAGGGCUGGCAUUCCUGGCAGUGGCCUCACAUGCUCGUGCAAUGUUGACAGACCCAGGGGCUGUACCCAAAGGCAAUGCUACAAAGGAAAAUAUAAUGAAGCUUGGAUUAAAAGAAGGUCAGAUAGUGUACAGGUGUCCUAAGUGUAUCAGUAUCAAACCUGACAGGGCACACCACUGUAGCGUUUGCCGCAGAUGUAUAAAAAAGAUGGACCACCACUGCCCUUGGGUCAACAACUGUGUGGGAGAAAAUAACCAAAAAUAUUUUGUACUUUUCACUCUGUAUAUAUGCCUCAUAUCCUGCCAUGCACUGUACAUGGCAAUCUAUCACUUCAUCUCUUGUAUUGGCCAGGAUUGGAAAGGUGAGCAUGAAGAAUGUGGUCGUUACUCACCAGCAGCUCAGACAGUGUUUCUCAUAUUUCUCAUAUUUGAAGGUGUCUUAUUUGGAAUCUUCACAGCUAUCAUGUGUGGCACACAGAUGGCAGCAGUGUGCUCAGAUGAAACUGGUAUUGAAUCUUUAAAAAGAGAAGAUGCAACUUGGGAGAAAAGAUCAUGGUGGAUGAAUGUAAAAUCCGUGUUUGGACACCCCUUCUCAAUCAACUGGUUCUCACCAUUCCAUACACCAGUGAUAGGAAAACCACAGGCAUACUUGUAUACUGUAUAACAGAAAACAUCUCCAUUACUGCCUGCAAGGAUGUUUAAAACACCACAGGGGACCUUGUCAUCGCAUUGCCUUCUAAAGAAAGUGUCUUGAAUCGCGAGAUGUUGUUCUUGAACCGAGAGUUGAAAGUAAGCGGUUUUGCAGUUUCACAUAGCAGAGAUUGGGUAAAAUUAUUUUCUUUCUAACCAGAAGAGAAGUUGAGUGAUGUAUGUUGAAAGGCAGUCAUUUGGGACUUUAAAUAUUGUUUGACAAAGUGCACAAUACUCUGUUGGUGCAUUUCUCACAAUACCUUGGCUAAUUGGUAGUCAGAUAUAUGCACAUGUAUCAUGUCUUGAAGAUAUUAAAAACGCAGGGUUGUCAGGUUCCAUCUGACAUUCAGCAGGGUUUUUUUUUUUUUUUUUUUUUUUUUUUUUUUUUUUUUGCCCUUGCCCCUAAUCCCCCUUUUUCCCACUUCUCCCUCGUCAUAAAAAUAUAGCCGCCAAAACAAGACAAAACCAAGUAAUUUUUUCAUCCAGUGGUCUUACAUAUUGAACUGGUUGAAAAAUGUGCCCCUUUUAGUUGUUUUAUAUUUAACAAGUAAGG